CCUUUUUGCUCUCUUCUACAUCCUUUUCCCUCCCAUUCUCCUCCCUUUUCUCUUUUCCUAAUUAACUGGUCUAUAUUGCCAUUUAUUCUUCACUAAUUCUGCUUUUCGCUUUGCAGUUGUUCCAUACUUGCAUCCCUUUGUCCACAUACGUUCUGACCAUUCUACGCCGCAAUGGCUACGCCAACGGUAUCAACGCCAGUGAAGUCCCAUCGAGGCAUCUUUGCUUCCAAAACAGCUGGAGGUCGCAUGCCUCUCACUCCGUCUCCUCGUCCUAGAGCUGAGAGCGUCACGUCAAACCACUCGUCCCCGUUCACCCCCUCCCGUGACCCAGCGGAGUUCAGCAAAGAUGACAAGAAGUCUGUCUAUGGAGGAAACCUCACACAAUACUUCACCAAGUCAGUCUCGACGAGAGCUUCUCGGAGUUACCGUGAAUCUCCCAAGUCCAACAUCGCCCGUAUCCGCAAGUCCCCGAAGCACCUGGAGCUGGGUGUUUCGGAGUGGACCUUGACUGGUACUGGUCCCUCAUCCUCGCAGUCUCCUUCGGCCAACGAGCGUACACGUAAAGAGCCCUCCGCACGCAAAGAAAUCUCGACCCGCACACGAUCUGGCAAGACCACGGUUCGCGUUCCGCACAAUGCUGGUGACCGAUUUAUUCCCAACCGCACCGCAAGUGAAGGGCUCGCAACUGCUGGUACUGCGAAGCCGGAGGAAAGCCAGCGCCCAAAGACCAGUGGCAAUGGCAAAGAAGGUUCUUCUGUGCUUGCCAGCGCAGCUAGCGCUUUUGAUAUUGGUGGUCGUGGAAGCAGCGACGAGGAACUCACAGCGGCGCUUGACAACUUGGGCUUGGAAGAUAACGAGGCCUCCACUUCUUCAUACACACGACCAGCACCGGAUGCGGUUGCGUACGAGUCAUCACUGGCCGAUGCCUGUGGUGUGAACCUGAACACCAAAAUCCUUGCCUUCAAGCCUCCUCCGCCCGAGUCGUCCAAGCCCAUUGACCUUCGGGCUCAGUACAACCGUCCUCUCAAGCCUAGCAAGUCACAGUCCGCCCAGUUCCGUCGGAGAAUUCAGACGGCUCCAGAGCGUGUUCUCGACGCCCCCGGCCUACUCGACGACUACUAUCUCAAUCUCCUCGACUGGAGCUCUGGAAACCAGGUGGCUAUUGGUCUCGAGCGCAAUGUCUACGUGUGGUCCGCCGACAGCGGGUCUGUUGACUGCCUGAUGGAGACCUCCCCUGAUACGUAUGUGAGUAGUGUCAAAUGGAGCGGUGAUGGUGCUUAUGUAGGUGUUGGUCUGGGCACGGGUGAGGUUCAGAUUUGGGACGUUGAAGAGGGGACCAAGCUUCGAAGCAUGUACGGCCACGACUCCCGUGUCGGUGUUAUGGGCUGGUCCAAGCAUACUCUCUCCACUGGUGCACGCAGCGGUCUUGUCUACAACCACGACGUCCGUAUUGCCCAGCACAAGGUGGCAGAGCUCGUUUCCCACACAUCGGAAGUCUGCGGCUUGGAGUGGCGCUCUGACGGCGCACAGCUUGCGACGGGCGGUAACGACAACCUGGUUAAUAUCUGGGAUGCCCGGUCCCUCAGCGCCCCUAAGUUUACCAAGACAAACCACCGCGCCGCCGUCAAGGCUCUCAGCUGGUGCCCCUGGCAAUUGAACCUGUUGGCCACCGGAGGCGGUUCGUAUGACCGUCAUAUCCACUUCUGGAACACCACCACCGGUGCCCGUACCAACAGCAUCGACACCGGCUCGCAAGUGACCAGUCUGCGGUGGAGCAACCACUACCGGGAGAUUGUCAGCUCGAGUGGAUUCCCGGACAACUCGCUGAGCAUCUGGAGUUACCCGACCCUGGUCCGCAACAUCGAGAUUCCUGCGCACGAAACUCGUGUUCUGCACAGCUCGCUGAGUCCGGACGGUCAGCUCCUGGCUACCGCUGCCGCGGACGAGAGCUUGAAGUUCUGGAAGGUGUUUGAACGCAAGGCUGGCACCAGUGCUUCGGCUUCUCGCGAAGGAGGUGUUGGUAGCAAGGCGAAGAUGAACAAGUCGAUGACCAUCCGGUAGAUUGCUUUUUGUUAUUCAUUUUCUUUUUCAAGGCGUUUUGGAAGGCUACAGUUCCUAGGUCAUUGGGAGGAGUUGGAUGCACAUUGGAUACUAUUUUGGGGCGCUCUUCUCUUCUUGUAUGGACAUUAGGGACAUUGGAUAUUCUUAGGGUUUCGGGAUUAAUGCACAUACGGUACUCUUUUACUCAUUUACUGCCUAUACCAUUAUCAGGUGAAUUUACAAUAGAUUCUACUACAGAGUACAAUACACUUUGGGACGAGAUCGAUCGACGUGCUGACUAAGCACCGGGGCGGCUCUACUUUCGCCGGGGAAAUCGCAACUUUCCCCUUCCAUCACCCCAAAUCCUCCCGUUGACGCCCAGCCCGUUCGCUGUUCCCCGUCUCCCUCCAGAUCGAAAAGUGCAUUGUUUAGGCCAUCAAACGUGUUGUAUCGUCCGUCGCAAAUCCCUGCUCU
Messenger RNA from Aspergillus ruber CBS 135680, 2514 nucleotides. Its product is annotated as WD40 repeat domain-containing protein. Lineage: Eukaryota; Fungi; Ascomycota; Eurotiomycetes; Eurotiales; Aspergillaceae. The transcript has a single exon. The record is from RefSeq and is a predicted model, not a curated record. Bases 172 to 2061 code for a protein of 629 amino acids. Gene Ontology annotation, cellular component: anaphase-promoting complex. Gene Ontology annotation, biological process: anaphase-promoting complex-dependent catabolic process; positive regulation of ubiquitin protein ligase activity; positive regulation of anaphase-promoting complex-dependent catabolic process. Gene Ontology annotation, molecular function: protein binding; ubiquitin ligase activator activity; anaphase-promoting complex binding.